AUGCCAGCUUCUGCGGUGUCGAACCGUCCGGCCGAUAAGGUCGCAGAUGAAUUUCAUCGAGCUUCUCUUCCCCGCGAAGCUUCUUCUUCUUCCUCAAGCUCUUUCGAUACCCCAGGUCCUUACAGCGUCGCAUCCACUGCUAGCAAUACAGCAAGCUCCUCUGACUUUGAUCUCUACGAACCGCUUCCCCGUCCCCGCGAUUUCAGCCACACUGCCACGAUGCCUCAAGCUCAGCCAGACCUGAAGCAGUACUUGGACAAGCGCGUCCAUGUCCAGAUCAAUGGCAACCGCCACCUCACUGGUGUCAUCAUCGGAUAUGAUACCUUCAUGAACAUCAUCCUUGACGCGUCGACCUGGGAGCAGCGCGCCGGUGGUGCUAAACACCCCGUUGGCGAGUGUUUCAUCCGUGGUAAUUCUAUUAUUACCAUUGAGGCACUCGAGCGCAUCGGUGACCACUAG
Molecule: messenger RNA, 459 nt
Organism: Penicillium chermesinum
Lineage: Eukaryota; Fungi; Ascomycota; Eurotiomycetes; Eurotiales; Aspergillaceae
Product: putative small nuclear ribonucleoprotein SmG
Exons: 5
Coding region: 1-459 (152 amino acids)
Biological process (GO): mRNA splicing, via spliceosome; spliceosomal snRNP assembly
Cellular component (GO): precatalytic spliceosome; U1 snRNP; SMN-Sm protein complex
Molecular function (GO): RNA binding
Source: RefSeq, a predicted model, not a curated record